CCAGACCCCGUCUAGUGACCCCCAAGCCUUGUGGGGUCCCCCCUGUGUCCCCCCCCAGCAGCCCGGCAGGGGCCCAUGGGGAAGGGGCCCAUGGUCUGGGGGGUUUUCAGGCUGCUGCUACCCCUGGCCCUGCCUGGACCCACCCCCCCAUGCCAGGAAGGGAAUUUGGGGGCCCCCCGAUGGGGAGGGAGACCCCAGACCCUGAUCUUGACCCCCGGGAACUAGCGGUUGCCCGCGCUGCGCUGUGGGGCCAAGACCCCUGGGAGCUGCUGUGGCAGGACGAGGAGGGGGACACGCUGCUGCACGUGCUCUGUGCAGGGGGGCUGCGAGCGCCUGCCCGGGCUGCAGCUGAGGCUCUGCGGGAUCUGGGAGGGCUUGAGAUGCGGGAGCACCUGGGAAAGACCCCGCUGCUGGUGGCAGCGGCAGCAGCGGCUCCGGGAAUUGUGCGGGACCUGCUGGUUCUGGGGGCCGAUCCCGAUGCCGCUGACCACAGGGGCCGGACGGCCCUGCACCUGGCAGCAGCCUAUGGACACCCUGAAAUUCUCCAGGCCAUGAUGUCCUCGGGAGUCCCUGUCAACGUGGAGGCCAGAAACUUUGAGGGCCAGACACCCCUGCACUGCGCUGUCCUAGCCCACAAUGCUUCACUGCGGGGGGGCACUACCCCCGCAGGGGCCCCUGUGGGGGGAUCCCCCAUUCCCACCCUCCAGGACCGACUCCGCUGUGUCGAACUGCUGCUGCACAUGGGAGCAGACAGCAGCAGCCAGGACACCAAAAGCAGCCUGACAGCCCUACACCUGGCCGUGCAGGGUGGCAACCUGGCCCUGGCCCACCUACUGCUGCGCCAGCCCGGCAUGGCCCCACGCCUGGUCAAUAUGAAGGCCCAUGGAAACACGCCCCUGCACAUGGCAGCAGCACUGCCCGGAACCCCCAGCCAGGAGCCCCUCGUGCGGCUGCUCCUGGCCUGGGGGGCUGACCCCAGUGCCCGGAACCUGGAACAUGACCUGCCUCAAGGGCUGCUGCCCCCUGGGCCCCCCGGAGACCAGCUCCGCCUCCUCCUGAGGAGCCGCCGCGGGUCCCGCCGGUCCCUCCCCACCACGGAGUGAUGUCAUAGGGGUGGGGUCUCCUGAGUAUGGGGGUGGCACAGCCCCAUAUUGUGGGAUUCCCCACCAUGUCAAUUUUUCCCAAUUUCAGUGAAAUUGCCCACAAAUUUCUGUGAAAUGAGUUUGAACCACAUUGGUUUGGGGAGAGGGGCACUGGAAGAAAGGGAGAUCCAGGCCCCCUUUCCCCCCCAGUACACUCCUACCUCCCCGGCCUUGUUAAUGGAGGUUGCUAAUGAGGUGGAGGUCCCCCCAGAUUGGGGCAUUUGAGAUGGAGGACCCCAAACCAGGUGGGGACCCCAACACUGAGGAAUUCUGGAACUAAAUAAAAACAUUGUUAAAA
This is a messenger RNA of Myiozetetes cayanensis, 1440 nucleotides long. RefSeq names its product NF-kappa-B inhibitor delta-like. Gene Ontology annotation, cellular component: nucleus. The transcript has 9 exons. Bases 150 to 1103 code for a protein of 317 amino acids. The record is from RefSeq and is a predicted model, not a curated record. Gene Ontology annotation, biological process: regulation of gene expression. Gene Ontology annotation, molecular function: protein binding. Lineage: Eukaryota; Metazoa; Chordata; Aves; Passeriformes; Tyrannidae.